Messenger RNA from Aphidius gifuensis, 1904 nucleotides. RefSeq names its product SET and MYND domain-containing protein 4-like. The record is from RefSeq and is a predicted model, not a curated record. The transcript is spliced from 5 exons. Bases 12 to 1904 code for a protein of 630 amino acids. Gene Ontology annotation, molecular function: protein binding. Lineage: Eukaryota; Metazoa; Arthropoda; Insecta; Hymenoptera; Braconidae.
AGAUCUCAACAAUGGAAAAAAAACAUAACCGUGAUCAUCCUGCUGAUACUACAGCUGAUGCAAAACAACUUUUUUUACAAAAAACGACAUUGAAAGAUAAAUUUGAAGUGGUAUGGAAAUCUUCGAUUUCUUCUAUUGAAAAAGAAAGUGAUGAUAAAUUUGUAAAAAGUGUUGAUCACUCGGAAUCUUGGAGGAAAAUUGGUAACAACGAAUUCACUACUUCAAAAAAUGAAGAUUAUCUGCGCAAAUCAAUUGAAGCAUACACCAAAAGUAUUGCUUUUGCACCAGCUGGAUCCAAUGAAUUGUCAUUGGCUUAUGCAAAUCGUUCAGCUGUAUUAUUCGAAGCUAGACUUUAUCAAGAUUGUCUUCUUGAUAUUGAACGCGCAUUGAAAUCAGGCUAUCCAGAUGAUUUAAAAACAAAAUUAUUUUUACGUCAAUCAUUGUGUUUCAAGGCCUUGAAACCAAGCUCAAAUACUGAGACAAAUAUUUCAAUGGCCAAUGCAAUGCAGUGGCUUCCGAAUUUGAAAAAAAAUAAUCGCAAAUACAACAUCACCAAGGAGUAUUCAAAGAUGAUGCAUCAACUUGAAAAACCACGUGAUGUGAGUUUGUUUUCACCAGAAAUAAAAAAUAAAAAUUCAAUAAUAGCUGGUGGAUCUGAUGCAAUUGAGCUGAAAAGAAUAAAUGACAAUAAUCAACAUAUUGUUGCAACAAGAGACAUUAAAUCUGGUGAAUUUAUUUAUCUUUCUGAGCCACUUGCAAUGGUUCAAUCUCCCGAAUUACGUUUUAUUAAUUGUUGGCAUUGUGGUUGUCAAACUUGGGCUGGUGUACCAUGUGAUCAAUGUUCAAAUGUUGUAUUUUGUUCACAACAAUGUAAAGAAAAAGCAUGGAAUGAAUAUCAUGAUAUUGAAUGUUUAGUCUUAGGACAACUUACAAAACCUACCAAAAUAUAUUUGGAAUAUCUAUUGACAUUAAAAAUUUUUUUAAAGGCUAUCAACUCAGCAGGUGGUUUAAUUGAAUUGAAAACAAAAAUUGACAAGAUUGACUCGAUGAAAAAUGAAGGGUUGAUAUUUACCAAUGGUACUCUUGAUGUAAAUUCUCUUGAUAAUUUUCAUCGUCUUGAUUAUUUUAAACCAACAUCAACUAUGUGUAAAUUUGAAACGACAGAAAUGGCAGUAUGGAUUGUCACAACUCUGGGUCAAAAAACAAAUAUACUUGGUAAAAAAAUGACAUUGAAAAAUUUAAUUAAAAAUAAAAAUAAAAAAAUAUUUAUUCUGGGAGAAUUAUUAUUGCGAUAUCAGAUGAUUGUUAGUCACACUGGUCUAUAUUUUGCAAACUCAGAACCUGGCGAUACUGUUGAAUGGUCAAAUUUCAUGAUGUCAUUUUGUAAAUUAACAAAAAGAAGCUGUGAUCCUAACGUUGAUUGGGCUUACUUGGGUCCAAAUGUUGGAUAUUAUGCUAAGAAACCAAUCAUACAAGGAGAACCGAUACUGGUGAGCACCGUUGGUUCAUAUUCAUUACCUAAAAUCAUACGAAAUGUAAGUUUUCGACAUAUUACUGAUGAUCCUGUACCAUGUAAAUGCAUAGCAUGUGUUGAAAAUUGGCCAGCAGCACGAUAUCUUCCAUCUUACCAGAGCAUGGGGUUGCCAAUAAGCAUCACAAAAAAGUUGGAUCGUAUGACGCUCAUAAUGAAAGGGUGGAUAGGUAUCAUUCGUAACAAAGAUACUAAAGAAUUAUUAAAAAUCAAGGAUAAAUUAAAUGGCAUGAAUGAUGAAUUUCAUCAAUACAUUACUGGUCCUUGCCAAGAAAUUCCAUUAUGGUAUUUUGCAAUGAGAAUGCUAUACAAUCGACUACAUAUGGUUUAUCAUAAUACAAUGACCAUGUACGAAAAUUCAACAAAUUCAUAA